This is a messenger RNA of Daktulosphaira vitifoliae (grape phylloxera), 1564 nucleotides long. RefSeq names its product 26S proteasome regulatory subunit 7 (gene Rpt1). Gene Ontology annotation, molecular function: ATP hydrolysis activity; proteasome-activating activity; ATP binding. The record is from RefSeq and is a predicted model, not a curated record. The transcript has 8 exons. Gene Ontology annotation, biological process: proteasome-mediated ubiquitin-dependent protein catabolic process. NCBI's taxonomy places the organism in Eukaryota, Metazoa, Arthropoda, Insecta, Hemiptera, Phylloxeridae. The coding region runs from base 160 to 1467 and encodes 435 amino acids. Gene Ontology annotation, cellular component: proteasome regulatory particle, base subcomplex.
UCAUAUAUUCUAAAAUAGUUAACUAUGAAUGAAUUGUUUAGCUCAUAAAUAGAGUAAGAACAGAAAAAUCUUUUGUGAACUACUUAAGAUAUAUUAAUUCAAGUUAAAUUAAAUUAUAUAUAAAAUAUUAUUGAAUAAUACCUAUUGUUUUAUUUCAAAAUGCCAGAUUAUUUAGGCGAUGAAAUGCGUAAAGUGAAGAAAGAUGAACCAGAGAAGGAAGAAAAAGAAAUAAAGUCCCUUGACGAAGAGGACAUUGCAUUGUUGAAAACAUAUGGUCAAGGUCAAUGGACAAUCAAUGUAAAGGCUGUUGAAGAUGAUAUACAAAAUAUUAUUAAGCGUAUUAAUGAGUUAUCAGGAAUUAAAGAAUCUGAUACCGGUUUAGCUCCACCAGCUUUUUGGGAUUUAACUGCUGAUAAACAAACUCUUCAAAAUGAACAGCCAUUACAAGUGGCUAGGUGUACAAAAAUUAUAAACGCUGAUUCAGAUGAUCCUAAAUAUAUCAUUAAUGUGAAACAAUUUGCAAAGUUUGUUGUUGAUCUUGCUGAUUCUGUAGCUCCAACUGAUAUUGAAGAAGGAAUGCGUGUUGGUGUGGAUCGUAAUAAAUAUCAAAUACACAUUCCUUUACCACCAAAAAUUGAUCCAACUGUUACAAUGAUGCAAGUAGAAGAAAAGCCUGAUGUCACUUAUUCUGAUGUUGGUGGUUGUAAAGAGCAAAUUGAUAAAUUACGAGAAGUUGUAGAAACUCCUUUAUUACAUCCUGAAAAAUUUGUCAAUUUGGGGAUUGAACCUCCAAAAGGAGUAUUAUUAUUUGGGCCACCUGGAACUGGUAAGACCCUAUGUGCAAGAGCUGUGGCUAAUCGAACAGAUGCGUGUUUUAUUCGUGUUAUUGGUUCUGAACUUGUACAAAAAUAUGUUGGAGAGGGUGCACGUAUGGUGCGUGAACUUUUUGAAAUGGCUCGGAGUAAAAAAGCUUGUUUAAUAUUUUUUGAUGAAAUUGAUGCAAUUGGUGGUGCUCGUUUUGAUGAUGGAGCUGGUGGUGAUAAUGAAGUGCAACGAACUAUGUUGGAACUUAUUAAUCAAUUGGAUGGUUUUGACCCUAGAGGAAACAUUAAAGUAUUGAUGGCUACAAAUAGACCUGACACACUAGAUCCAGCUUUAAUGAGACCAGGACGUUUAGAUAGAAAAGUUGAAUUUGGAUUACCAGAUUUAGAAGGCCGAACCCAUAUUUUUAAUAUUCAUGCUAGAGCUAUGAGUGUGGAACGUGAUAUUCGUUUUGAAUUACUUGCUAGGCUUUGUCCUAAUAGUACAGGUGCUGAAAUUAGAUCAGUUUGUACUGAAGCUGGAAUGUUUGCCAUUAGAGCACGUAGAAAGGUUGCUACUGAAAAGGAUUUCUUAGAAGCUGUAAAUAAAGUUAUUAAAUCAUAUGCUAAAUUUUCAUCUACUCCGCGAUACAUGACUUAUAACUAAUUUUAUAAUAGUUUAUUUAAAAACUAUUCUUAUUAUACAAGAAUUUUUUUUUAAAAUAAUUUCUAAAAUAUUUAAAUAAAACAAAAUUUAAAUUUCA